Messenger RNA from Seminavis robusta, 2258 nucleotides. Lineage: Eukaryota; Bacillariophyta; Bacillariophyceae; Naviculales; Naviculaceae. The record is from the annotation of a GenBank genome assembly.
CAUGCACCUCUCGCCAAGAUCCAAGAGAAACCCAGCGACGAUCUGUUCGACGAUCUAUUGUGGCCUCCAAUCCUUCGAUCGAUGCAAGCAUUGUUGAACCAUGAGCGACCAUGCCCAAGUAGUAGACGACGAUGAUCCACUACCAUUGUCCGCCCUGAAGCAUCGACUGUCCGAGAAAACGUACCAAUGGCUGGAGGCGGCUGAGUUUCCCACAGAAGACGACGAAGGACUCCAUUUUGUGGGUUUCUCGUUGUCGUCUGCCAAUGAUGAUGAAGACGAAGAACAGUGGACCCGCGUCCAAGAUUGGUGCAGCAGUGCGUCCACUCCCGAUGGCGUUGGUGGUUAUUAUAAUCAAGAAGAGCUGGGUGCUCCAAAAGAUGGAGGCAUCAAGGUGCAGUACAUUUUGUCGUCGGCCAGUGGCGGCCACGGGGACGAUCUGUGGGCGGCCUCACGGCAUGUCGCCAACUUGCUCGCCGACAAGGACCAGUGUCGCAAGCUGUUGGGCGCCUCACAAACAGAGGGACAUCCACUGGCAGGACGCUCCUUUUUGGAAUUGGGAGCGGGUGGUGGAGUCCCCAGUUGGACGGCUCAGUGGUGUGGCGCCAGAGUGGUAGUCUGCACCGAUCAAAGCAUUCCCGAUCGGAUACGGUGUCUGGCCGAAUGUGCCGAACGUAAUGGACGUCGCAUCCAACAGCAACAGCUUCCAAAACAAAAGGAAACGGCCCGGGUGGCUCCGUAUGACUGGGGGAGUUCCAUUGAUGAAGUUGUUUCCUUUCUUACUCCAGAGGAAAAUUCCAAAACAAUGGACAACAAUCGAUCAUUAUUUGAUGUGAUUGUGGCCGCUGAUUGUAUCUACAUGCCAGAGCUCCACACCAAAUUGAUCGAUUCCCUACGGCGGCUGUUGCAUCCACAACGAGGCGUCGCGUUGUUGCCGUUUGCCCUUCAUGGCAACACGGACGACACGCGAGUGUGGACUAUCAUCGAGACGGCCCAAGAAUUUGGAUUCAAAGUGGAGAAUCUAGGAUCCGUACAACUCACGCCCCAAGCCGACGGAAUGGAUGCCAAGAGAGCACUGGUACACAUGCUGCGUCUGACGGUACAGCAACAGCAGCGGUCGUGAUGACACGCACCAAAGUGGCAGGCGAUGGAACGAUUUAAAAUCCGUUGUCAAAAGUGGCAGGACUGGAAUGGAACCAAGUCGAAUGAUUCGUGGUAACGCUCAGUUCGACAUUACGUGCAUACUUCCGAUUACCUACUUUGUUAAAUGGUUCAAGGCGACGAUGUGGACAUCAUCUUCCUCAAAGGUCAAUUAAUAGAUUGAGUUUGUUUCAUGGUCCCGAAGAACCCGCAUUCCUAAUUGUACAAGCCAGUGCCUUGACUGGCAAUGAAGUAAGGGAAUCCUGGCGAAUUGCUACUCCUCUCAUGACUAGUUGCAAGGACAAUCACACCCGCACAAUUGGGCCGAGCAGUCAAACUUUGCAACAGGAACAACACCCUCCAGCUUGUGCGCGCACAGUGCCUCGGGUAUUGUUCCAUUGAUGCCGGUCCCUGUGACCUUGAAAUCAGUCAGGUUUGCAAGCUGUCCCAAUGUGCUUGGCACUGGUCCCAAGAUACCUUCAUUUCCAUAAACAAUUAUCCGCUGUAGUUUCGUCAAGUGCCCCCAUUCGGCUGCAAUAGUCCCUGUAAAACCCUGGUUAUCAAGAUGAAUAGCACCCAAGCUUGAGCAGUUGGCAAAUGAAGGCAAUGGGCCUUCCAUCUUGUUCCAUCCCAGCAUGACAACUUGCAGGUUGGGCCAACUUUGGCAGAUCACAUCUGGAGAAAAGAAUGUCCCAGUCAGGUCAUUGCGGUCAGCCAAAAGGUUCACCAGGUUGGACAUUUGAAGCAGUUCUGUUGGGAGUGUUCCGUGGAGCUGAUUGUUCAGAACACUCAACCCUAUGACGUUUGUCAGCAAGCCAAGAUCACUGGGCAAUGUUCCAGUGAGUUGAUUGUCUGUUAGGCUAAUGGUUUGGAGCUGUCGCAGCCUGCCAAUGGUGGUUGGAAUGGGUCCCUGAAUGUGUUGGUUUCGAUAAAGAUUGAUACUUUGUAAACCAGUCAAAAGACCAACCUCUUCAGGUACCCUCCCUGCAAGACCAUUUUGCCGCAGGUCCAGGUAUUGAAACAUAUUUUCGUCAUUGCAAGCUGUUUGGAAUCGAAAGGGGGUGUAGGUAAACCAGAAGCAUUCAGAUGUGUCGUAAGAAAGCCAUUUUUCUGAUGGGACA